AUGGCGGAGAUUCUCUUAAGAUUAGGAAGCGACGAGAUUACAUCGGCCAAUGGGACACCUCUGAACAACCAUCCCAACUGGACCUGUCAGCCGGACCUGUUUGCUGGACCUGUCACCCCGGGUCGGCCCACAUCCGAGGACGAGUCCCGAGGUGUCCGUUUACCUGCGGGCUUUAUGACACCUACACCCCCACGAGAACCUUCCUGGCCCCACAGAUUACACCUACACCCCCACGAGAACCUCCCUGGCCCCACAGAUGACAACUACACCCCCACGAGAACCUCCCUGGCCCCACAGAUGACACCUACACCCCACGAGAACCUUCCUGGCCCCACAGAUGACACCCCUACACCCGCACGAGAACCUCCUGACCCCACAGAUGACACCUACACCCCCACGAGAACCUUCCUGACCCACAGAUGA
This is a messenger RNA of Homarus americanus (American lobster), 423 nucleotides long. RefSeq names its product extensin-like. The transcript is spliced from 3 exons. Bases 1 to 423 code for a protein of 140 amino acids. The record is from RefSeq and is a predicted model, not a curated record. Lineage: Eukaryota; Metazoa; Arthropoda; Malacostraca; Decapoda; Nephropidae.